Messenger RNA from Diaporthe batatas, 2002 nucleotides. RefSeq lists its product as uncharacterized. The record is from RefSeq and is a predicted model, not a curated record. Gene Ontology annotation, biological process: sterol metabolic process. NCBI's taxonomy places the organism in Eukaryota, Fungi, Ascomycota, Sordariomycetes, Diaporthales, Diaporthaceae. Gene Ontology annotation, molecular function: monooxygenase activity; oxidoreductase activity, acting on paired donors, with incorporation or reduction of molecular oxygen; iron ion binding. The transcript is spliced from 3 exons. The coding region runs from base 272 to 1825 and encodes 517 amino acids.
CCACUUUUGGUGAUGAUGCUUGGGGUCUUGAUUCGCCACCGCGAUGGGACGACAGGGGACCCUCCGGGAGCAGGGUAGCAGCAUGUAGAGGGUGUUACACAGGCCGUGACAUCGAGACCGCGCCGCGGCGAGCUUGUCGCCCUUUAUAACCCCGCUCGUGCGCCCCCAACAUCACCUCCGUCCCCCUGGGACCACCUCAAGUGCUAUCAUACCGUACACAAGUGUAAUCCGUGUUACCUCUUGGGCCAACACGUUCCACUGCCAGCCAGCCAUGGCGACCUCAACAACGGGCUUCGCGUCCGCCGUCUCAUUCCAGAACUGGCCGGCCAGCAUUUACAUCCUGCUGCUGUCGGUCCUCGCCGUCUUCAUCAAGAUACAGUGGCAGCCGUCCUUCCCCAAGAAUGCCCCGAAGAAGAUCAACGAGGGCUACCCGCUCCUCGGGGCGCUCCGGCUCUUCACCGACCGGGGCGACUUUUUCAAGGACUGCCUCACGGGGUCCAAGACGGGCAAUUUCAGCAUGUACUUCGGGAAGCACCAGCUUGUUGGCAUGUCAGGGGUCGAGGGGCGCAGGACCUUCUUCGAUUCCAAGGAGCUGAACAUGACGGAAGGAUAUGCCGUGAUGUUCACCGCGUCGCCCAACGUGGGCAAGAACAACAACAAACCCGGGGACGCCAACCAAUUCAGCCAGUGGUUCGCCCGGACGAUCACGAAGAUGAUGAAAAAGGAGAACUUUGUCCGCAACCUCCGGCUGCUCACGACAGACACGGCGACGGCGCUCGACGCGAUGGUCAAGCGCACCGCCGGCCAGGGCGGCACGACGGGGACCUUCGACCCGUUCGACGACAUCUACCGCAUCGUGUACCAGCUGACGAUGCGCACCGUGGGCGCGACCGAGAUCGCCGAGUCGCCGCGGCUGAUGGCCCGGACGCUGGGCCUCUUCGAGGACGUCGAGCGCAACAUGAGCACGGCGCGCAUCAUCUUCCCGUGGAUGCCGACCCUCGGCUACGUCAGGCAGACCAUCGCGGGCGGCAGGCUGUAUGUCAUCUUUGACGGGAUCGCCAAGGAGAGGAGGAGGACGGGCAAGACGCACGAGGACGCGUUCCAGUUCCUCAUGGACUCGGGCGAGGACAUCGUGCGCAUCCUGAGUUUCGUCGUCGGCGCCCUCUUCGCCGGCCAGAUCAACUCGGGCAUAAACGCAGGCUGGCUCCUGUGCUACCUGGCCACCAACCCAGAGUGGUACGCCCGGAUCCAGGGCGAGGUGGACGCCGCCCUGGCCCGGCACCGGACCUCGCCGUCGCAGACCCCCGCCGAGGUGCUGGCGACAUUAACCCUCGACGACUGGGAGGCCGAGUUCCCCCUGAUCGACCUGGCGCUGCGCGAGACGAUCCGCUUCCAGCUCGUCGGCACCGCCUUCCGCCGCAACGUCUCGGGCCGCGACGUCCCCAUCGGCAGCUCGGGCGAGGUCGUGCCCCGCGACGGCUUCGCGCUCUACUGGCUCGACGACGUGCACUUUGACCCCGAGGUCUACACCGACCCAAACGAGUGGGACCCGGGCCGCUUCCUGCCCGACCGCGCCGAGGACAAGCGCACGCCCCUGGGUUACCUGGGCUGGGGCGUCGGGCGCCACCCGUGCCUGGGGAUGCGCUUCGCCAGGCUCGAGAUGGGCAUCAUCGCCGCGCUGUUCGUCGCCAUGUUCGACUUUGAGCUGGUCGAUGGUGCUACCGGGGAGAGGAUGGACAGGGCGCCGUUUACGAGCCGGAACCGGCACUCCGCCAAGAAGCCGGAUGAGAAGCUGAGGUUGAGGUAUACCGUGCGGCAGCACUGAUCGGGGUCGGCUAGUUGGUGGCGGUUGGUUAGGAGAUGGCGGGGAUUUUGGAUGUUCCUGUGGCUUGUUGUGAGUGGUUGGGUGGACGUUCAGCAGGCGUUAAAUCUGAUGGAUACUUUUGUACGUACAUGAGCGAUUGAUGAUAUAUAUAUAUAUAUAUAUGUACGAUUCCAUAUA